UGUUUCAUGUUUGUGAAUCUAGAGAGGCGCAAGGACGCUCCAAAAGAGAACAAAAGAGAUUAUUGGAUACUUUCUUCCUUUUUCUUUUUGACGUUUUCAUUUCUUCUUUUAAUAUAAUUCCGCGAAAAAAACUCGAAAAGACAGCUUUUUAAACUGUAAAGUGUCCGAAAUUGAUAAGCCCGAGAUUUGCAAGAAUUUGAUAUCACACUGCAUCAGGAAGAUAAUUAUUACUAAUAAUGUGGAGCUGAUUUGGGCUAUUGGUUUCCAAUGCUGUGCCGUUCCGGUUUCCUCUUAGUAUGAAUUUUUACCUUUUUCUUAGGUUUCUUUAAACUAGUAGAAUCUUGGAACGCAGAUAUCUGGAUUUAACCCUUCUGUCAAAAAACAGAUUUCUUUAAGGGUUUUCUCAUCGACGUUAUUUGAAGGAAAUUAAACAGUUCAAGUAAAAAGUGCAGGCGCGGUGAAGAUCAAUUCUAAUUUUGUAGCUGAUGAGGAUUGAAGUAUGGCUUGGAGCAAUCCUGCUAUUAUGCAGACUAUUCUGCAGUACAAUAGGUGCAUUUGUUGGGAUAAAUAUUGGUACUGAUGUUACUAACCUACCAUCAGCUACUGAUAUUAUUGGAAUCCUUAAAACUAAUCGAAUAAAUCAUGUGCGCCUUUUUGAUUCCGAUGCCCACAUUCUGAGUGCUCUCUCCAACACUGGCAUUGAAGUCAUGGUUGGUGUUACAAAUGAAGAAGUUUUAGGGAUCGGAGAAUCCCCAUCAGCAGCAGCAGCCUGGAUUAAUAAAAAUGUUGCAGCUUAUCUGCCUGGGACAAAUAUUACAGCAAUUGCUGUGGGCAGUGAAGUUCUCACUUCAAUCCCAAAUGCAGCACCAGUUCUGGUUCCUGCUAUGAAUAACCUGUAUAAAGCCUUAGUUGCUUCGGAUCUAAAUUAUCUAGUUAAAGUUUCGACGCCACAGUCAAUGGGCGUAAUUCCUCGGCCAUUUCCUCCUUCUGCUGCCACCUUUAAUACUACAUGGAACUCCACAAUAUUCCAGAUCCUACAGUUCUUAAGAAACACAAAUUCCUCUUACAUGUUAAAUGCUUAUCCUUAUUAUGAAUAUGUUAAGAGCAAUGGCAUUUUUCCUAUCGAAUAUGCUCUUUUCCGACCACUCUCAUCAGUCAAACAAAUUGUUGACCCGAACACCCUUUUUGGCUAUAACAGUAUGUUUGAUGCUUUGGUGGAUGCAACCUAUAACUCAAUAUCUGCUCUCAACUUUUCGAAGAUCCCUAUUGUUGUGACUGAAACUGGUUGGCCUUGGUUUGGUGGUGCCAAAGAACCUUAUGCCACUAUAGAAAAUGCAGAAACAUUUAACAAUAACUUGAUUCGGCGUGUUUCAAAUGAUUCUGGUCCACCUAGUCAACCCGACAUUCCAAUAAAUACAUACAUCUAUGAGUUGUUCAAUGAAGAUAAACGGCGUGGGCCUGUCUCAGAGAGGAACUGGGGUGUCCUCUUUCCUAACAGCACUUCUGUCUAUUCAAUUAGUUUGAGUAAUUCAGGAAGUCUCAAUGCAAAUUCAUCAACGGUUUUUUGUAUCGUAAAACCAGGUGCAAAUGAGGAUUCGCUGAGAAGCGGAAUUGAUUGGGCUUGUGGACCUGGCCAAGCUAAUUGCAGAGCUAUUCAACAAGGGCAGCCUUGCUAUUUACCUGAUACUUGGCAAAAUCAUGCUUCUUAUGCUUACAACGAUUACUAUCAAAAAAUGCACAGUUCUGGAGGAACUUGUGACUUUGAUGGUACAGCUACGACUACUACUAUUGAUCCUAGUUAUGGAUCCUGCAGAUUUAGUGGAAGUUCGAAUUCAAGUACUGGUAGGCUAGUUCCUCCUCCUGCUUUUGGACCGGUUGGUCAAUCUUCGAGAAGCUCAAGGAAUUAUAUAUAUUUCCAUCAAAUUGGAUUGUUGUCUGCAGUAGUUCUUGCAUUGAUUUUAGUUUGAUGCUAGUUAAUGUCAGAAAGAUUUUGUAGAAUGCAAGUCGAUGAACUGAGAUUGUACCUUCAGAAGAUGUUCAUAACUUAUGAAAAAAUUUCGCAUCCAUUGAAAAUUCCGUUAGUGUUA
Olea europaea var. sylvestris is the source of this 2087-nucleotide messenger RNA. Its product is annotated as glucan endo-1,3-beta-glucosidase 4-like. Gene Ontology annotation, biological process: carbohydrate metabolic process. The transcript is spliced from 8 exons. Lineage: Eukaryota; Viridiplantae; Streptophyta; Magnoliopsida; Lamiales; Oleaceae. The record is from RefSeq and is a predicted model, not a curated record. Bases 486 to 1967 code for a protein of 493 amino acids. Gene Ontology annotation, cellular component: plasma membrane. Gene Ontology annotation, molecular function: hydrolase activity, hydrolyzing O-glycosyl compounds.